Messenger RNA from Striga asiatica, 1096 nucleotides. NCBI's taxonomy places the organism in Eukaryota, Viridiplantae, Streptophyta, Magnoliopsida, Lamiales, Orobanchaceae. The record is from the annotation of a GenBank genome assembly.
AAACAGCAAAACACACCCGGUGCAGGUGAGGUGAGGUGUACGGAGGAUCUAUGGACGGUGGUGCACCCUAUAAUCCUCGUAUGGUGGAAGAUGUUUUCAGAGAUUUCAAGGGCAGGCGUAAUGGCUUGAUCAAAGCUCUCACCACAGACGUUGAAGAAUUUUUUCAGCGGUGCGAUCCUGGUGAGUUCUCGGGGUUCUCUUUUGGCUUUCUAAAUGGAUUUCCUAGUGGGCAGUGGGAAGUUGUUUUGCCGGCUGUAGAGCUGCCUCCAGAGCUUCCAGAACCAGCUUUAGGUAUAAACUUUACCCGAGAUGGAAUGCAAGAAAAGGACUGGUUGGCUCUUGUUGCUGGCCAAAGUGACGCAUGGCUGCUCUCUGUUACUUUCUACUUUGGUGUUAGAUUUGGUUUCGGGAAAGCUGACAGGAAGCGCCUAUUCAACAUGAUAAAUGAUCUCCCUACAAUCUUUGAAGUUGUAACUGGUGCUGCAAAGAAGCAAUUGAAGGAAAUAUCAUGUGUGACUAACGAUAGCAGCAGUAAAUCCAAGUCGAAAUCAAAAUUGGGCAAAAUACCCAAGGCAGAACGAGAGGAGGAGAGAGCAGAUGAAGAAGAUGAAGAUGAGGACGAGCAUGGUGACACUCUAUGUGGCGCUUGUGGCGAAAAUUACAGUGCAGACGAGUUUUGGAUCUGUUGUGAUAUAUGCGAGAGGUGGUUCCAUGGCAAGUGUGUGAAGAUCACACCUGCACGGGCCGAGCACAUGAAGCAGUACAAAUGCCCCAGCUGCACUACCAACAAGAGACCCCGCCCUUGACCAGUCAAACGUUUGAUAGACGUGGAUUAAUUAGCAUGUCUAAGUCUCUUAAUUAGAUGUAAUUGUCUAAGUCUCUUAAUUAAUUAGCAUGUCGCAGUCUCAGUCUCAGUCGGACUUUGCCUUCCCUUUAAGAUUUUAAGUGUUUUGUGCAGCAAGUUGGUUGAUUUUGCAUGGCAGGUAGAGUUGGUUCUUGUUAGGGAUGUAAUUGUUGAUAACUGGACAAUUAUGAGAAAAUAAUGAGAAAAGUUCGUUUUGGCUUAUUGGCUAUCUAAAUUAUAGUAUUUGUUUUU